Messenger RNA from Entamoeba histolytica HM-1:IMSS, 654 nucleotides. RefSeq lists its product as uncharacterized. The transcript has a single exon. The record is from RefSeq and is a predicted model, not a curated record. Lineage: Eukaryota; Evosea; Mastigamoebida; Endamoebidae. Bases 1 to 654 code for a protein of 217 amino acids.
AUGAAAGCACAAUGUACUGAUAUAAGAAAUGCAUUAACUAUUAUUGUCAGAAAUAGAGUAGCUUAUUAUCUUCAAGUUCUAGAACAAAGUAAAUCAACAGCACAAAAUGUUUCUGCAACCCCACAAAAAUUCACUAUUUUUAGUAGAAAUAAACAACUUAAUACUCCAGCUCCAGUGACUAGCCCUUCACAAUUCAAUGCUCUUGAUCUAAAGAAGUUACUUAACAAAAUUAUGGGAGAGAUAGUUGCUUUAAAUACAUUACUUAAAAAAAAUCUCAGAAGCAUUGAUUAUAAAUAUUGUUUGUUUGAAGAGUCAAGACAUCUUAACUUGUUAAGAGAGGAAUUUGACAAACGGUCCACAGAAGAUAAUUUGAAAAACCAAGUCAGUAAUGAUCUUCACCAAAUUUCUGUUGCUAUUCAUGAAGGUUUAAAGAACAAUACAACACUCAAUCUUGAUAGAACAGAAACACCACUUAUUAUGAAUGAAGAAAAGUACAACACAGAUAGUGAUGGUGAUUUAGAAAUAUUCAGAAAAAGUUUAGAUCUUUCUAGAGAACCAAAUCAACAAGAAGUUCCUUUAACUAGACAAAGUUUUGAUAUUAAUAGAACCCAAUCUACAAAGAUCGUUACAUCUCCUCAGAGUGUUGAUAAUUGA